Hipposideros armiger (great roundleaf bat) is the source of this 1336-nucleotide messenger RNA. RefSeq names its product prostaglandin reductase 1 (gene PTGR1). Gene Ontology annotation, molecular function: 2-alkenal reductase [NAD(P)H] activity; 15-oxoprostaglandin 13-reductase [NAD(P)+] activity. Lineage: Eukaryota; Metazoa; Chordata; Mammalia; Chiroptera; Hipposideridae. The record is from RefSeq and is a predicted model, not a curated record. The coding region runs from base 119 to 1105 and encodes 328 amino acids. Gene Ontology annotation, cellular component: cytoplasm. Gene Ontology annotation, biological process: prostaglandin metabolic process. The transcript is spliced from 10 exons.
GCUCCGCCCUUCGGACGCCCCACCCUCCCUGGGACGGCCUAUAAAUCCUGGGUGCUCCGCUGCGUGAUCCCAGCCGUCUUCUCUAGGAAGUGGAGCCUGCGGACUCUUAAGCUUCAGGAUGGUUCACGCUAAGAAAUGGACCCUGAGGAAGCACUUUGAAGGCAGCCCUACAAAUAGUAACUUUGAGUUGAAGACAGUUGAACUCCCACCCUUAAAAAAUGGAGAGGUCCUGGUGGAAGCUUUGUUCCUCACCGUGGAUCCUUACAUGAGAGUGACAGCCAAAGAUUUGAAGGAGGGCGAUACGAUGAUGGGGCAGCAAGUGGCCAGAGUUGUGGAAAGUAAAAACUCAGCCUUUCCAAUAGGAACUAUUGUAUUGGCAAGUUUCGGCUGGACAACGCACUCCAUUUCUGAUGGAAAAGAACUGCAAAAGGUGCCUUCAGAGUGGCCUGACACAUUACCACUGUCUUUGAACCUGGGAGUCGUUGGCAUGACAGGCCUAACAGCCUACUUUGGCCUACUCGACAUCUGUGGUGCAAAGAGUGGAGAAACAGUGCUGGUUAAUGCAGCAGCAGGAGCAGUGGGCUCUGUUGUGGGGCAGAUAGCUAAGCUCAAGGGCUGCAAAGUUGUUGGAGUAGCAGGGUCUGAUGAAAAGGUUGCGUACCUUAAAAAGCUUGGAUAUGAUGUCGCCUUUAACUACAAGACAGAGUCUUUGGAAAAAGCUCUGAAAAAAGCUUCUCCUGAUGGUUAUGAUUGCUAUUUUGAUAAUGUGGGUGGAGAAUUUUCAAACACUGUUAUUACCCAGAUGAAAAAAUAUGGAAGAAUUGCUAUAUGUGGGGCCAUCUCUGUAUAUAACAGAACUACCGCACCGCCCCCAGGCCCGCCCCCAGAGAUUAUUAUCUAUAAGGAACUCCGCAUGGAAGGGUUCAUCGUCAGCCGCUGGCAAGGAGAUGUUCGUGAGAAGGCUCUGAAAGACUUGCUGCAAUGGGUCUCAGAGGGUAAAAUCCAGUACAAUGAAUACAUCAUUAAAGGAUUUGAGAACAUGCCAGAUGCAUUCAUGGGCAUGCUGAAAGGAGAUAAUUUGGGGAAAACAAUAGUGAAAGCAUGAAAAAAGUGACACAUGGAAUCUAGAAAUCAUUUCAAUGAUUACCAAAUUUCAAGUAAAUUUCAUUUCAAAUGAUAAAAUUCAAAAUUUACUAAAUUUUACCAUUUAGUAAAAAAAAUGUAUACUGCCUCCAUGAUCUUAAAAAUAGUGAUUGUAAUGAGUCUGAUCUACCUAAUCAAGUACAUUGAAGCAGUAUGUAAUUAGCAACAUAAUAAAAAUCUCAGUGAACAAACA